Messenger RNA from Topomyia yanbarensis, 518 nucleotides. RefSeq names its product non-specific lipid-transfer protein-like 1. NCBI's taxonomy places the organism in Eukaryota, Metazoa, Arthropoda, Insecta, Diptera, Culicidae. The transcript has 2 exons. Bases 69 to 386 code for a protein of 105 amino acids. The record is from RefSeq and is a predicted model, not a curated record. Gene Ontology annotation, cellular component: cytosol.
CUUUUCACCAUCAGUUAUCGACAGGCUUGCUUCGGAAUAACAACAGUCUUCCAACUAACUAAAUUACAAUGAAGUGUGACGCCGUUAUUGAGAAGAUCAAGACCCGUGUAGCGGGUAUCGAUCCGAAUGGACCACGCAAAGUUCUCGGAGUAUUCCAGUUAUUCAUCGAAGCUAGCGAUGGGAUCCAUGAGCUUGUGGUGGAUCUGAAGAAUUUGAAGGUAACAGAAGGAAAAGUAUCCAACGCUGAUGUCGUGAUCAACUUGAAAGACGAAGACUUCAUUGCUGUCGGGACUAAGGCCAUUACGGUACAUGCCGCAGUCGAGCAGGGUAAAAUCAAAAUGACCGGCGAUGAGGCUCUUUUCCAAGCUCUGGUAGAUGCGAUCUGAAUUCGUUCAGCGAAACACCAAAAACUCAACGCGGACUGAUGCGACUUGUGCUAGUAUGUAAAUGCUUUGUGGUCUAAAUGAUAAUUACUGGUAGAUAAAGGGCAGAAAUAAAAAAAACUACGAUAGAAACAU